Mesitornis unicolor (brown roatelo) is the source of this 690-nucleotide messenger RNA. It is a transcript of the gene IFI35, whose product is annotated as interferon-induced protein 35. The transcript is spliced from 5 exons. Gene Ontology annotation, cellular component: nucleus. The record is from RefSeq and is a predicted model, not a curated record. The annotation marks the transcript as partial. NCBI's taxonomy places the organism in Eukaryota, Metazoa, Chordata, Aves, Mesitornithiformes, Mesitornithidae.
GUGGACAUUUUGUUAGCAAAGGAAGCGAACCACAGACUGAGAGGGGAGAAGGAGGAGCUGGAAAAGCAGCUGGAAGCAGCACGGAAGAGGGACCUCUGGGAGGAUCCAGCAAUGAUGCUGCCUGCCUUGCCAAAGAAGAAGAUGGUGUUUAAGGGACUUGUGACAAACAAGGAGGACAUGAACAAGCUGAUGCUCACCCCACAGAUCCGCUGCCCUCUGCUUGGUGGCUCAGCUCUCAUCACCUUUGAGAAGGCAGAAGUGGCACAGAGAAUCAUAGAGAUGAAGGAGCACACGGUGGAGCUGAGCUGUGGGGAGGAGCUGGAGGAGCCGGACCGGUGCAGAGCACGCGUGCAGGCAGCGCCGGUGGAUGUGCUCCUGCCGUCUGCUCUGGAGAUCGGGCUGACUCGCAGCAGCCGGAGCAUCCUGGUGUCGGACCUGCCCAGCCUGGACAUCCCUGAGGAGGCACUGCUGGACAAGCUGGAGCUCUUCUUCAGCAAGACAAAGAAUGGGGGUGGUGAGGUGGAGAGCAGGGAGUUCCUGGAUGACACCAGCCAGGUGGUGCUGACCUUUGCGCAGGAUGGAGUGGCAGAGCCACUAAUUGCAAGAGGACACAUCUGGGUGCUGAUUGGGAAAGGAAAAUACGAGCUCAAAAUAUCCCCGUGCAUGAGAGGAGAUGUCACCGAUGUGCAA